Molecule: messenger RNA, 1207 nt
Organism: Bombina bombina (fire-bellied toad)
Lineage: Eukaryota; Metazoa; Chordata; Amphibia; Anura; Bombinatoridae
Gene: ELP5
Product: elongator acetyltransferase complex subunit 5
Exons: 7
Coding region: 167-1015 (282 amino acids)
Biological process (GO): tRNA wobble uridine modification
Cellular component (GO): elongator holoenzyme complex; nucleus; cytosol
Molecular function (GO): tRNA binding
Source: RefSeq, a predicted model, not a curated record
AUUUUGGUACACCCUGUUAACAUUGUACAGUACCACUUAUGCAUUUGUAACUUUAUUGUAUCCACCAUUGUAAAGUUGCAUACGAAACGCAGUCAUAUCGCAACUUCUAGUUAAAUGUGGUAAUCAUGAAAUGUUCCACUGUUUGGGUGUAUAAAGAUGGUAACUGAUGCAAAUGCGGUAUACAAACAGGCGACAUGAAUGUGACGUAGUAUUUCAGCGACUGGGGCAUGAGGCUGUCAAUAUGCUGCAAGAGCUGAGGAAUCAGUUUAGUUCUGGAGUUCUGCUCAUCACUGACACAGCCCUGCACAGUGGCAGAGAAUUACUGAACAGCUUCCUGGUGGCAAGUUUACAGAGAAAGGAAUUUGUCCAUGUCUUUGGGUAUGAGAUUUCUCAGAAAGAGUUUUCAUCGGGAUUUCCACCAGAAAUCUUAACCAGGCUGGCAUUCCAUGAUGGAUUUUCUGACCCUUUGAAUUGGAAUAAUGCCCAGGUAUCUCUCACACCCCUAGAUUUCAGUGUUGACAGAAUAUGGAAGCAUAUUGGAGAUGACAGCCACCCUGUGACUAUAGUCCUGGAUUCACUCAGUUGGCUACUUGCACAUUGCCCUCUUCCAUCUGUCUGCCACACUCUACGAAACUUGCCAAGGGGGCGGAAAGGUGCAGGAUCUCGUGCCGCACGUGUGAUAGCGCUGUUGCAUUCGGAUUUACAUACUCCUGGUGUGCUGCAUUCAGUGCGUCUCCUGGCAGACACAGUGAUUAAUGUAACAGAAAACGGAGAACAUAACAAGGUUACAGUAACACACCAAAAGAAGUCAGGGAAGGUUGUCACUACCGGGGAAGACGUUCGAAUACAAGAUGGCUUCACUUUAGAAAUAAUCAAAGCGCAAGAAACAGAACAAAAGAGGAGAGAGCAGGUGGAGUCCAAAAUGAAUCUGACUUUUAAUCCUCAUUUAUCUGACUUUGAACGAGAACUGAAAGAAUCUGCAACUCUGCCGUACACCUUCAGUGACAGCAAGUAAGGAUAAUUCUAUACAGAAAAUCUUAUAGGCUGUUAAAUCCUUCUCAUGAUCCUUUCCUCCACAACAAAAUCAUUUUUACCAAACAAAUAUUUACUAUUAUCCUAUAAAACCCACACAAUGAGUUAAACACUUCUAACACAAGGUUACUUGUUCCAAUUCUGCCUCUGAUGGGAACAACUUUAAUGGGUCUUC